Paramormyrops kingsleyae is the source of this 5634-nucleotide messenger RNA. RefSeq lists its product as uncharacterized. The record is from RefSeq and is a predicted model, not a curated record. Gene Ontology annotation, cellular component: extracellular matrix. Lineage: Eukaryota; Metazoa; Chordata; Actinopteri; Osteoglossiformes; Mormyridae. Gene Ontology annotation, molecular function: extracellular matrix structural constituent.
UCCUUAAAUUUUUAUUAAGUAUAUGUUGUUCUUCUCUGAAGGGUCACUGAUCUGGUUUUGUCCUGCCUUCUCAUUUCCAGCAUUCUGUUCUCUUCCAUUUCCUUCAGUAUGGCUGCCCUGCACAACGGGGCCCAACUGGACUGAGGGGGGAGACAGGACAGCCCGGGGUACAGGGUAGACAGGGGGGUCCCGGACACCCAGGAGUCCCGGGGAGCAGAGGAGACCGGGGUUACCCAGGGCCAAGGGGGGAGCCUGGAAGGACAGGGACCAGAGGGACGGACGGCAGACAGGGGCUGAAUGGUCAACCAGGACCACCUGGGCUCCCUGGGCUACAGGGCCCUGAGGGCUACCCAGGAGAAACGCCCCCACCAGGAGAGAAAGGGGAUAAGGGCUUCAAUGGAGAAGCAGGGCUAUGUGGAAAUCGAGGGGAACCUGGCUGGAAGGGGUCCAAAGGUGAACCAGGGCUUAUGGGUGCUGUUGGACCCCCUGGAGCGAGGGGUGUCCGAGGGAUGACUGGGCUGCGGGGGGCAGCUGGGCCGUCGGGGUAUUAUGGGUCAGAUGGGGCUGCAGGAGCCCCAGGAUUACCAGGAGCCCCAGGUUUCACUGGACGGGUUGGGGUACAGGGAGCAUCAGGUCCUCUGGGGGAGCUAGGCCAGUGAGGUCCAGCUGGCCAGAGAGGUCCUCAGGGACCUGAAGGCUUAGAAGGUUGGAGGGGCUCAACUGGCCCCCCAGGUCCUCAGGGACAGCCAGGAAACGAAGGACUACUUGGGCCUAAAGGUGAUACUGGCCAAUCAGGCCCUGAGGGGCUACAGGGUGAGUGUGGUGUGGAGGGACUCAUGGGUCCAUUUGGCUUUUGGGGUCUGCCUGGGUUUCCAGGGAGCAGAGGAGACAGAGGAUUGGAUGGAAAUAAGGGAAAUCAUGGACCAAAAGGAGAUGCGGGUUUGCGAGGUGCUCCAGGAAUCUGGGGUCCCCAGGGGGACAGUGGUCCGUAUGGAUUACCCGGUGUGCCUGGGGUCAGAGGUCAAGCAGGUGUGCAAGGCUUACAGGGUGAAAACGGAGAACCUGGUCUCCAGGGAAACGCCGGCACAGAAGGUCCAAAGGGGCAGAGAGGAUCUCCAGGCCGUGAUGGGAAGGCAGGUCUCAGGGGGUCCAAGGGGGACUCAGGACAGCAAGGUCACGCUGGUGAACCUGGGAUGCCUGGUCUGCGAGGCCUUCGUGGACCUGAUGGACCAGAAGGAAAGUCUGGGACUUCCUGGCUCCAUGGGACAUGAAGGAAGCUGGGGACCCAGAGGUUUUCAUGGACUUGCUGGAGAAGCUGGACCAGGUGGACUCCCAGGAACUCCAGGUCCUCCAGGGUGGCCAAGACAAGACGGCAACCCUGGACCACCUGGAGAGCAGGGGUACAUUGGGCAGCCAGGCUUGGAAGGUCCUCAGGGACAUUUAGGGCUGUGUGGUUAUCCAGGAGCCUUGGGCCUGCGUGGAAUAACAGGCCCCAUUGGAGAGAGGGGGGAACCUGGAGUCCGAGGCUUACCUGGUCCCACUGGGAAGAUCGGACCUACAGGUGCACCAGGACCGCCAGGGAUAACAGGUCCCCCAGGACCUCAGGGUAGGUUAGGAGAUCCAGGACCUAAAGGAAUGCAUGGGCUUCCUAGCUUACCUGGCUCUCCUGGGCCUGCUGGUGGUCCAGGUAAACCAGGUCACUCGGGAAGCCAAGGCCUUCAUGGAUCUAAGGGUUUGGUUGGAUCGGCUGGGUCUCCAGGUAAACAUGGGGCUGACGGACCAAUAGGAUCAGAGGGAGAAAAGGGAGCGAAGGGAAUUCUGGGAGCUCCUGGUGACAGUGGACCCAAUGGUCUGGAUGGACAGCAGGGUCUUCCCGGCCCAGGGGGCGCUGGGGGCUCACUUGGGGACAAAGGGGAGCAGGGAGCCCAAGGCCCCCCAGGGAUGCCUGGCCCCCCAGGAGCCCUAGGAGAUCCGGGACCACAAGCUGCUGGAGGGUUUCAGGGUGACCCAGGACUGAAAGGCAAAGAGGGUAAUAUUGGAACUCCUGGCGAAACUGGAGACAGGGGCUUUAAAGGGCCAAAGGGGGAUAGGGGCCCCCACGGAUUACCAGGGCAGGGUGGUCCCUCUGGAACGCUUGGUAGAAGAGGGGAACGAGGUAUUAAGGGACCGAAAGGCUACACAGGACUGCCGGGUCAGCUUGGGCUGAUGGGUGAAGCUGGAGCCUUUGGUUUACCCGGAAUGGAGGGCGGGGCAGGUCCUCAGGGAUCGCCGGGUAGGGAUGGACCUCGGGGGCAAAAGGGUGAGAUGGGACCCAGAGGUGAGACUGGCCAGUCUGGGCUUCCUGGCGCUAAGAAGGGAAUGGCUGGAAAACCUGGAAUCAAAGGUGUCACAGGAUUACCAGGACCUCAGGGAACAACGGGAAGUAAGGGGCCCCAGGGAAUUAUGGGUCUGAAGGGCUACAUGGGGCAAGAAGGUCCUAAUGGCGAUCCGGGGGAUGAAGGGCAGCCUGGAGAACCGGGAUUAGAAGGUCUGCCAGGGAUUAGAGGCCCCAAAGCUCUCGCGGGAUUAAAGGGUUCCCCAGGACUGCAGGGGGAUCGAGGCCUUGCAGGACCACCAGGGACCCAGGGACCCAACGGGAGCCCCGGAGCAGAGGGGGAACAAGGACCAAAUGGAGAAAAGGGAGAAGGUGGACCUAAUGGACACCCAGGAAUGACAGGGCAUAUCGGAAAGACAGGGGCAAAAGGAAGGUCAGGAAUGACUGGAUCAAGAGGAUCUACAGGACAGAAGGGAGAAGGAGGACAGCCAGGAUCACAGGGGCCUCCGGCGGGGCAAGGUCCUCCUGGCAUGCCAGGGUCACGAGGACAAAAGGGACAGACAGGUGACAAAGGCCCAGAGGGGCACCAAGGGCCGAAUGGACCCCCCGGACGGCCUGGGACUGCAGGAUUAAAGGGGAGUCCAGGUAAUUUGGGGAAGGCAGGUGAAGAUGGAUUAAAGGGUGAACAGGGUGAUAUUGGUCCCACUGGCCCAAGGGGAGCACUUGGCUUGCCUGGACUUCCUGGAUUAUUUGGCCAAAAGGGGCUGAAGGGACUUAGCGGUCGCCGGGGACCAGCCGGGGCGAGAGGACCUCCUGGCCCACCUGGGGCUGGCGGGCCGCCGGGAAGCUCCCUGAGUCUGACGCUCAUGCAACUGAAGGCAAAGACACAUACUACAACGUUAUACAUUCUUGAAAUUGCAUAUAUAUCAGACAGCCCCAAUUAUCGAACAAUCCAAAUGUUCCUGAACACCCUGCACCGGGACCUGCAGUUACUUCUGGAGCCACCAGAUGGCACAAAAGAGCACCCAGCUACCACCUGCUUGGAACUGUGGCUCUGUCAUCCUUACCUUACCAACGGGUUCUAUUACAUUGAUCCUAACCAAGGCAGUCCUGCUGAUGCCUUUGCAGUUUACUGCAACUUCACUGCAGGAGUGAAGACCUGCAUUUCUGCCCGCAGUGCUCAGGUGCCUGAGAAGGCCUGGCUGAAGGACACUGGGCCGGAAGAGACCUUCCACUGGCUGAGUACUUUAGAGAAUGGCUUUGAGUUUGAGUACCCUGGAGCAAGUGUGGUGCAGCUCCGCUUCUUAAGACUCUACAGCAGAUCUGCCACUCAGAGCGUAACCUACUUCUGCACUUCAGGCAGCCACCAGGAAAGAGAGGCUAACUUCCUGGCUGAUACACGAAAGCAUAGUUAUUUGAGAGUGUUAAAAGACUGUGAGUCUUCUGAUACGACGCAGUCUGGGCUACGGGAGUCUGUGUUCCACUUCGAGAGCGAAGACCUGGAUCUCCUACCACUCAGAGACUUGGCUGUGUUUGGCGGCAGUAACUUUACCCAGAAGUAUGGAUUCACCAUUGGGCCUGUCUGCUUCUGUUAGAGGGGGCUUCUCAGGCCUUCAGUGGGUUUUUGGCCACUAUGAAUAAGACCUGCAGAAACUAUAAAAAAGGAACAAAGAUCCCUUUUCUCUAAAGCCUUUGUCACCCAGUUUCUUUCAGGCAACCAGAGCACAGCAAAAGUAAGAAUUACAAGACAUCUCCUUAUUUAUUUUCCAUUCAUUCCUUUGGCUUCAAGGGUUGGAUUACAUUGUUUUUGUGGGACUCACAAAUGACCCUUUUUGCUUACCAAGACUUUCAAAUAAUUAGGCUGAUUUACAGUAUUGGGGAGUACUGAAUUACAUGUAAUUAAACUAGGAGGACUACAUAUGGUGGUUCUUCAGCUACAAGUGUAUUUGCAUAGUGUUUGAAGUAGUUAGAUUACAUUUUUGCCAUUUUUUGUGUAGCAAAUUAAUGAAACUGCAAACAAUUCUGGGCCAUAAAAGUAAAGGGAUGUUUUUUAUUUUUAUUUUUCCAUUGCUUCUCUAUGGUUAGUAAUUGAACCCCCUUCGGGCCCCUUACCCUUUCAUCCUAACCGCUGUGAAGGCAUGCCCAGGCAACGCAUUUGCCAGGCUGCCAACAGGGGCUGGUGUUUCUCACUAAUAUCACACUUUGCUAAUAGAGCAUGACGUCAUGGAUGCACCACCUCAGCCUGAGCAUGAGGAAAAAUGAUCACUAACAGGUUCACAUGCACCUACAUUACGUCUGUUUAAAAUUGUGUGCUUAAUACACAUGCUGAAAGAAGUGUGUCUGUUUAUUUGUGUAGGCGCAAACUGACGACUGUUUUAUUUAAGGCACUUUUUGCAAUAAAAUCAAUUAGAGUGGUAUUUUUGCUGGCAUGUGAUUUUUUUAUUAUAGUAUUUUAUUAUAAUUUUGUAUCACAUGCACUACUGCAUUUCUAGUUUGGACUACAUUUUCUAAGUAGCUUAACUAGAUUUCUCCCUUAGCGUAGCUUUGCUGUAUCUUAACUUCUUCCAAUGUGAAGUCACUGGUAGCUUUAAAAGCUAAUGCAGCUACAGUAGUUUCCCCCAUCACUACCGAUGUAUGCAAUUGUUUUUGUAUAUUGGUAUCUUUUGUUACUUCAUAGGUGUACAGUUUAUUCAGUAAAUUCAGCUGCAGGUAUAUUUUUAAGAACCGUGGAGUCUACUAUUUGUAUGAUUUUACCUGAAAGUUUUUAACAAAGAAUUCUGAAUUAGUGCAGUACAGAGCAAAUGACUGAAACCGCAGAGAUAGCAGGAAUGUCACUUCUAUCCUGCUAUGCAAGUUAUUUUGGAUUAAACUUUCUGCUAAAAAAAAAAAAAAAAAGAAUUAAACUGUAUAAUUCAGUUUGUAUAAAAACAACUCAGUAAUGUAAUGGCUGUGUAUCAUUAUGACAUAAUUCAUACAUUGUACAUGUUGGUGUUUGUGCCAAAUGGAUGUCUCUUUAUAAUCAGACAUGUUUUGUGAGUAAUACACUACAUGCCAAGUAACAUAUAACAUCACACCACAGUAAAUGUAGGCUGGGUGAAGCUGGCCUAAAUUACUGUUGUCAUUGUACUGCAGCAAGGGUACCUUUAACUGCUUUGUCAUGUUAAGCAGUGACAGGAAUUAAAGAAACUGUCUGUAACAUGCAUAUAAUUUUGUCUGGGAAAAAAGUUGAAUGUUUGUAAAUCCAAAUGUUUGUAACUAAUAUUAUAACAUUGUGAUCAUACUUAUACCUACAUCUUAGAUUAGCUUAUCUGCCAAAAUUA